Protopolystoma xenopodis is the source of this 876-nucleotide messenger RNA. NCBI's taxonomy places the organism in Eukaryota, Metazoa, Platyhelminthes, Monogenea, Polystomatidea, Polystomatidae. The record is from the annotation of a GenBank genome assembly.
AUUGAGAAACCUGAUGACUGGCUAUCCCGUGGCAAUCCCUGGGAGCGUGUGCGUCAUGAAGUCUGCUUUCCAGUUGACUUCUUUGGUCGCGUUGAAGUUGAUGAGAAUGGUCACCGAUCAUGGCUUGAUACUCAACGCGUGUAUGCUGUAGCACAUGACACCCCUGUGCCAGGCUAUGGCAAUAACAUUUGCAAUACCCUUAGACUCUGGUCCUGCCGAGCCUCAAACAAGUUUGACCUGAAAAUUUUUAAUACUGGUGACUACAUCCACGCUGUUUGUGAACGCAAUCUGGCGGAAAACAUUUCUCGCGUGCUUUAUCCAAAUGACAAUUGCUUUGAGGGUAAAAAGCUAAGACUAAAGCAGGAGUAUCUACUCGUUUCAGCCACCAUCCAAGACAUACUUCGACGCUAUAAGAUCUAUGAUGAACGUGGGCCAAAGAGAACCGAUUUCUCACAACUGCCAGACAAGGUUGCAAUCCAGUUGAAUGAUACACAUCCCUCAAUGGCGAUACCAGAAUUAAUGCGCAUUCUCGUUGACGUGGAAGGGCUCGAUUGGUACAAGGCCUGGGAUCUCUGUGUCCGUGUCUUCUCCUACACAAACCACACUAUCUUACCCGAGGCUCUUGAACGAUGGCCAGUUCAGAUGCUCGCACAAGUUCUUCCUAGACACUUGGAAAUAAUUUUCAAGUUAAAUCAAGAUUUCUUAGAGCUACUGAAUCGCCAUUAUCCUAACGACCUUAAUCGGCAGCGUCGGAUGUCAAUAGUUGAGGAGGAACCCGAUAAGCGCAUAAACACAGCCUUUUUGUGCAUCAUCUCUUCACAUGUCGUUAAUGGUGUUUCAGCAAUUCAUACAAAGAUACUUAAAAAGCAGUGCUAG